Molecule: messenger RNA, 1671 nt
Organism: Penicillium digitatum Pd1
Lineage: Eukaryota; Fungi; Ascomycota; Eurotiomycetes; Eurotiales; Aspergillaceae
Product: putative RNA splicing factor (Pad-1)
Biological process (GO): mRNA processing
Cellular component (GO): nucleus
Molecular function (GO): U1 snRNP binding; RNA binding
Source: RefSeq, a predicted model, not a curated record
AUGUCUGGACUUGAUGUAGAGGCUCUUCUAGAGUCUACUGCGGCCGCCACUACCGAAGCCCCAACCACUUCGGAAGGCCGUGACGACCACUCCCGCGCGGACCCCAGCGAGCGCCGUGAUCGUUCCCGCGACAGACGCCGUCGCCGUGACCACAGCCGUGACCGCCGCCCCGAUCGAGAUCUCAAGGGCGAUGAAGUCAUGAAGAGCGACACUGCUAGUGCUAACGGAAGCCUUAGAAGCCGAAAGAGGAGCAAGAGUCGUGAAUCUGAGCGACGCCGUCCUCGCCGUGACCGUGACAACUACCACUCCAGUGGUGACUUCUAUCGUGGUGGAGGUCGCGCUCGUUCCCGCUCCCGUUCCCCCUAUGACGAUCGCCACUACCGGCCCAAUCGCCGCCAGCGUGAGGAAGAAAGACGCCCCCGCCGUGACGCGGAUGCCCGACGUGGUUCUCCCAGCCGCAAGUCCCCAGAACUUAAUGAGGAUGAACGUGACAGGCGCACUAUUUUUGUGCAGCAACUUGCUGCUCGUCUGAGAAUCAAGGAUCUGUUUACUUUCUUUGAAAAGGCCGGCCCCGUUAAAGAUGCUCAAAUCGUCAAAGAUCGCGUUAGCGGACGCUCCAAAGGUGUCGGUUAUGUCGAGUUUAAAAACGAGGAGUCUGUUGCCGCCGCCAUCAGACUCACUGGCCAGAUGCUCCUAGGAAUCCCCAUCAUUGCGCAACUGACUGAAGCGGAGAAGAACCGCCAAGCUCGCAACCCCGAGGCUACUGCAGGCAAUCAGCACACCGCACCAUUCCACAGGCUCUAUGUUGGUAACGUCCAUUUCAGCAUUACCGAAGACGAUCUCACCAAUGUCUUCGAACCAUUCGGCGAGCUCGAGUUUGUUCAGUUGCAAAAGGAUGAAACCGGUAGAAGCAAGGGUUAUGCCUUUGUUCAAUUCGCCAAUCCCGAACAAGCUCGGGACGCUUUGGAAAAGAUGAACGGAUUUGAACUUGCCGGACGAGCUAUUCGGGUUGGUCUCGGCAAUGAUAAGUUCACCCCCGACGCGCACGCCAAUCGCCCCUCAGGUGCUUCCUCUACAAACCAAUCAAACUUCCAGGGUUCUUCGUUCUCCGGUCAGGGAGGCCGUGGCGUCCAAGCCGGAGGUUCCAACAACUUUGACCGUGCUGGUGGCAGAGAAACCGAAAAGGGCGCCGGUGCUAGUGCGCUUGACGAUACGGAUGUUGCUGGUGUGAACUUCAACAACUACUCUAGGGAUGCGUUGAUGAGGAAGCUUGCACGAACAGAUGAUGCCCAACCUUCUGUCGACGACCGUCAGAAGUUCCUUCGACCCAAGACCGAGACUAAGCCACUUCCCAUCAAUGUCAACAUGGCCAGUCGGUGUGUUUUGCUUCGCAACAUGUUUGACCCCGCCGAAGAGACCGGUGAAGCCUGGAUCAAAGAACUCGAGGAGGAUGUCCGCUCGGAGUGUGAGGAGAAAUACGGCCAUGUUGUUCACAUUUCACUAGAUGUCAGUUCCCAGGGAGAUAUCUACCUGAAGUUCGAUCGCGUUCAAGGUGGCGAGAAUGCUAUCAAGGGCCUUAAUGGCCGAUACUUUGGCGGAAAGCAGAUCACCGCCCAACCCGUCGUGGACGCCGUCUACAGCAGUCUCUUCUCCCGGACUAAGGCCAUCUAG